AUGAUGGUUUAUCCUGGUGAAACCCCAAUCCAUCAUCCUCACAACAAUAAUAAUGGACGAAAAACACAAGAAACAGUGUUUGUAAUCAAUAGGAAUAAUCAAAUAGUACCUGAAUCAUCUUUCGCUGAUACAUUAUCAUCAGAACCUUCAUCAUAUACUGUAAGUGAUCUUCAACGAAGCCUUGAAUCAAAUACUGGAGAUAUUAUUGGAAGAACAACUCCUGAUGAAAAUGAAAAAAUUAUUCAAAAUAUUCUUCACAUUAUACAAAAACCUGAACGACGAACAUUUUGA
This is a messenger RNA of Adineta steineri, 291 nucleotides long. Lineage: Eukaryota; Metazoa; Rotifera; Eurotatoria; Adinetida; Adinetidae. The record is from the annotation of a GenBank genome assembly.